AUGGCUACCGCUACUUCAGCUAAGCGAGUUGGCACUCACAAUGGCAGCUUCCACUGCGACGAAGCCCUCGGCUGCUUCAUGAUUCGCCUCACCGACAAGUUCUCCAACGCCGAAAUCGUUCGCACCCGUGACCCCCAGGUUUUGGAGGGUCUGGAUGCUGUGCUUGAUGUUGGGGGUGUAUAUGAUCCUAGUAGGGAUCGGUAUGAUCAUCACCAGAAGGGCUUCGAGGAGGUGUUUGGCCAUGGGUUUAAGACUAAGCUGAGUAGUGCUGGUCUGGUUUACAAGCAUUUUGGGAAGGAAAUAAUAGCCAAGGAGCUUCAAGUUGAUGAAGGCCACCUAGAUGUGCAUCGGUUGUUCUUGGCUGUUUACAAAAGCUUUAUGGAGGCAAUUGAUGCUGUUGACAAUGGGAUCAAUCAGUAUGAUACGGAACAGCCUCCAAGAUAUGUGAAUAACACACACUUGUCUUCAAGGGUGGGCAAGUUGAAUUUGGAUUGGAUAGAUCCCGAUCAAUCAACUGAGAAGGAGAAUGAAGCCUUUCAUCAAGCCAUGGAACUGGCUGGCAGUGAGUUUUUAUGCAGUGUUCGUUUUCAUGCAAAAUCAUGGUUACCAGCACGGUCUAUUGUAAUGGAGUGUCUCUUAGCAAGAUGGAGUGUUGAUCCUAGUGGAGAAAUCAUGGUUUUGACUCGAUUCUGCCCUUGGAAGCUUCAUUUAUUUGAACUUGAAGAAGAGAUGAAGAUUGACCCUCCCAUAAAAUAUGUUCUCUAUCAGGAUGAUAGGAGCAAACACUGGCGAGUUCAAGCGGUGGCGGUAGCUCCUGAUAGAUUUGAGAGCCGAAAGCCUCUAGCAUUGCAAUGGCGAGGACUUAGGGAUGAGGAGCUCUCGAAGGAGGCUGCAAUCCCCGGAUGUGUUUUUUGUCCACAUGAGUGGGUUUAUUGGAGGAAAUCAAACAUAUGA
Prunus armeniaca (apricot) is the source of this 954-nucleotide messenger RNA. The record is from the annotation of a GenBank genome assembly. NCBI's taxonomy places the organism in Eukaryota, Viridiplantae, Streptophyta, Magnoliopsida, Rosales, Rosaceae.